GCUGCUAAGGGGGAAAAGUUUUUUUUAAUUUUUUCUUUUUUUCUUUUUAACGGAGCUCCUCUGCCGGGGUCUCCUCCUCACCUGAUUUGAACGCCUCUCCCCGCCGGUGCAGAGCCUCUCCCGCGGGCCCCCACGGCGGUCAGGAUGGGGACACCGGGAGCUCUGCCUGCUUGGAAAGCCACGAUUUUCUUCUUGAACUUAAUCUCCGCUUCUGUGGCCAAAAGACACGUCGUGUAUUGGAAUUCUACAAACACAAGGUUAACGGCAGGAGAUCUGUCCGUCCAGGUGAAUCUGAAUGACUACCUGGACAUUUAUUGCCCCCACUACCCCGACAAGGGGACCCAGGGCCCCGGGCAGCCGGAGAUGCCGGCCCUCUACCUGGUGGGAGAAUCCUCUUUCCAGGGCUGUGUGGAGACAAAAGGGGCCAUCAAGCGGUGGGAGUGUAACAACCCCCAUGCUCCGUUUGGACCAGUGCGCUUCUCCGAGAAGAUCCAAAGAUUCACCCCCUUCUCGCUGGGGUUUGAGUUUCUGCCAGGACGCCACUACUACUACAGCUCUCUACCCGCAGAUGAAGGCCCUCCUCUGCCAUGUAUGAAGUUGCGUGUCACCGUGUGCUGUGAGUCCACAUCAGAGGGUUCAAAACAAAUACAAGAAACUGUAAGUGAAAGUCGAGGCUCCUCCCCGAGGACAGCUUCCCCUCCUCUCCUCCUCCUCCUCCUCCUCACCCUCCUCGUAUUGCUGACCACCUGACUUCCUCCUCCGUCCUCACCGCUGACCUCGCAUCCGUUCUCCCCCAGAUUGGGAGAUUUAAGUACACAAGUACACAAUGCAAUCUACACUCAGACAGGGAAUGACGCAAUGCAAUCUACGCUAAGAUACUGCAAAUGACAGAUAUUACCUUGUGGCUGGUUAACCUGUGAAAUUCCAGAAAGAGUCCGUUUCUUAUCCAGAAUGAUACUCAGGGACCGACACACCGAAUCACAGUGAUUCAUUUCUUGUUAUUUUUUCUUCUCCCGCCAGUUGUGUAAGCAGUAACACAGAAUAUUACACAUAGUGUAGUCAUAAGACUCACAGCCCACUCUGAUGCCAGAAGAACAAUGAGUCUGCCAGGAUGUUUUCACUUUUUUAUCUCCGUUUCUCAUUUUUUGUUCUUAUUCUGUUGUAUUUACUUAUUUUUGAGAGCCUGGCUCCUGUUAAGAAGUGGCCACAUAAACACAUGCUACUCUACUGAGUGGCUCAGCGUGGAGGUCAGUCAGCUUUGUGGCUCUACAUGGUGAUACAUAAACAACUGACACAUUUUAACUGUCUCAGUGGCAUCUGAUUUAGAUAAAUGUGUUUUAAAAAAAAGUUUUUAACUAAUUAGAUUUUGGAAAAUAAAGGUGUUUUAGGAGCAAUUGCGGAAUAUUCUGGAAUAAUCAAGCAGGGCUGCUGCGCCCCCUACUGGGAUUUAACUGGUUUAACUGGAGUUGGACUGGGUUGGCCAUGAACUGGACACAUAAGCUGGACACUAGUGCUGCAUGGUUACAGUGGGACAUGGGACAGAGUUUGUCCUCUCUGAUCCCUGUUGUUCUGCAUCCCCACUCAUCUCUCUGCUUCAGAAUAAAGCGCAGAACAGAGGGGUUUAUGGGUAAAUGGAGAGCAUCGGCUCGCCUCGCUCCACUGAACACACUACGGACCACUGAGGAGGUUGAUUGGUGACCAACCAGGUGUGCAAAUAUGCACACAAGCUUUUUGUUCUUGUUGUUUUCUGUUUAGUUUUUUUGCGCAGGAUCCUUGGUUUUAGGUUUUACUUUAUAGUUAAUAUAUUCUACAAAAUGAGAUAUAUUAACUACAUAAUUCAACAUUUUAGUAGGAACUGAUCGCUGAUCUGUAAGUGCAAAAGUCUGACACCAACAAUGAUUUAUAUUCUGGAUAUAUAUAUAUAUAUGCAUUUUCUGGUAUUUUCAAUAUGCUUUGCUACAAUGUAGUUUCACAAAUUAAAUGAUUUGAUGAUUUUUUGCCAAACAUUAUUUUAAGAAAUCGCUCUAAAUAACAUUGAUUUAAAAAAUGGAUCAAAAAAAUAUCAUAAUGAAUUAACAAUUCAUUCAUUUUUUUUAAUUGAAAUUUGAGAUAAUGUAGAUGUGUAUUUUUCAUUGAAAUUAAAUUUAUAUAUUUAUAAAGUGACAUCAUUAUUUCCCCACAAUUUGAGUGACUUGAGCUCAGAAAAUUUAUAUUUUAAUUGUUUCAUUUAUUAAAGAAUUUAUUCUAUCUUAAAAAAAACAACUACAUUGUUAGCACUUAAUAUAUUUGUCAUCAUGCUGUAAAUCACACCAGUCAUGCUAUUGUUGUUUUUUUACGUUUACUUCCUAAAUGGGGGAUAAAACCAAUGUUUGAAAAUGCAGAAUCAUUUCAAAGAUGUAGACUUUUACAAUCAUGUACAACUAGGAAUUUGUUUUUCAUUUCUUUACGUGUGUGUAACGUGUUCUGCUUUCACAUUUUAGUGAAGAAUGUAGCUUCUUCUGUGAAGAGCCAACUGCAAUCUGAGCCUUUUUUUGUACGUGGCAAGAC
Molecule: messenger RNA, 2547 nt
Organism: Anoplopoma fimbria (sablefish)
Lineage: Eukaryota; Metazoa; Chordata; Actinopteri; Perciformes; Anoplopomatidae
Product: ephrin A4
Exons: 5
Coding region: 145-750 (201 amino acids)
Biological process (GO): ephrin receptor signaling pathway; axon guidance
Cellular component (GO): plasma membrane
Molecular function (GO): ephrin receptor binding
Source: RefSeq, a predicted model, not a curated record